This is a messenger RNA of Dothidotthia symphoricarpi CBS 119687, 1601 nucleotides long. RefSeq names its product argininosuccinate lyase. Gene Ontology annotation, cellular component: cytosol. The transcript is spliced from 3 exons. The record is from RefSeq and is a predicted model, not a curated record. Gene Ontology annotation, molecular function: argininosuccinate lyase activity. NCBI's taxonomy places the organism in Eukaryota, Fungi, Ascomycota, Dothideomycetes, Pleosporales, Dothidotthiaceae. Bases 28 to 1425 code for a protein of 465 amino acids.
CCUCUUUACUUGCUUAGAUAACUCAACAUGGCCUCGGAAAAGAAAGUCGCGGAGAACAUGCUAUGGGGAGGGCGGUUUACAGAGGGCCUUGAUCCUGUCAUGGAGCAGUACAAUGCCUCAUUACCCUACGACCGUCUCUUCUACGCGGAAGAUAUUGCUGGCUCCAUCGCUUUUGCGCGUGCCAACCUCAACAACAGCAUCCUUACUAAAGACGAGUUUGCUGCUAUCGAGAAGGGCUUCGCGCAGAUCAAAGAAGAGUGGGCGUCGAAUUCGUUCGAAGUCAAGGCAAACGAUGAGGACGUUCACACGGCGAACGAGCGGAGGUUGAGCGAGAUCAUUGGCAAGGACAUUGGCGGGAAACUGCACACAGGACGCAGCAGGAACGAGCAGGUCGCGACAGAUAUGCGACUUUGGUUGAGGGAGCAGCUGAGGACGCUAGAGGGUUAUCUCAAGCUCUUGAUCAAGACUUCAGUUCAGCGCGCGGAGGCCGAGAUUGACGUAUUAAUGCCCGGCUACACACAUCUGCAGAAGGCCCAGCCAGUCCGCUGGUCACACUGGAUCCUUUCACACGCUACCGCCUUUGCCUCCGAACUCGAGCGCCUUCGAGAGGUCAUCAAGCGCGUCAACCGCUCCCCACUCGGCUGCGGCGCACUCGCCGGCAACCCUUUCAACAUCGACCGCCACGCUAUGGCGAAAGAGCUCGGCUUCGAAGGGCUGCUCACAAACUCUCUCAAUGCCGUUGGCGACCGAGACUUUGUAUUCGAGACCAUGCAAUGGGGUUCCAGCUUCAUGCUUAAGAUGUCUCGAUGGGCUGAGGAUUUGAUCAUCUACUCGAGUCUGGAAUUUGGCUUUGUCCGCCUCGCAGACGCAUACUCAACAGGAAGCUCGCUUAUGCCGCAAAAGAAGAACGCCGACUCCUUGGAGCUGAUCAGGGGAAAGAGUGGACGCGCCUUCGGGCACAUGGCUGGCUUGUAUGUCACAAUUAAGGGCCUGCCCACUACCUACAACAAAGAUCUUCAGGAAUCUGUCGAGCCGCUCAUCGAUCACAUCAAGACCGUCAGCGACUCCAUUCAGAUCGCUACCGGCGUUCUGUCCACCCUCAACAUCAAUGCAGCGAAGAUGCACGCUGCGCUUGCCCCAGAGAUGCUGGCCACAGAGUUCGCAGACUACCUCGUCAGGAAAGGCGUGCCAUUCCGUGAGGGACACCACAUCUCAGGUCGUGUGGUCGCAUUGGCGGAAGACAAUGACGUGCCCAUGGACAAGCUGAGCCUGGAGCAACUGAAGGGCAUCGAUUCGAGGCUAGGCGACGAUGUUGUCGAAUGCUUGGACUACGAACGUGCGGUGGAGUUGAAGAACGCAACCGGCGGUACGAGCAAGAGCGCCGUUCUUGAGCAAGUGGAGAUUCUGAAGAAGAUCCUGCAGUAGAUGUUUGAACUUUAGUACGCCCAGUGACAAGGGCAUGUUUAUGAUAUAUGCGUUAGAGUAGAUGAUUAUAUUUCUUCAACAUACAACGACUGAUUGCAUGAUUACUCAGUCUAUGUACUGCUUACAUGUCUUGAAUCCCGCAACCCAUUGAACUCUUAGCGUCAGCCCCUCUGUAU